CGUGGCACAGCGUAGGGCUGUCCAGGUUAUCAUCAGAAAGUGAUGAUGAAUACUGUUAAAGCUAUGAAAAACGCCGCAGUUUGUCUUGUCCUUUUGCCCCGUUUUCUCCUGGCAGCUGUUUUGUUCUGGCUGCUGGACUUUUUAUGUAUCAGGAAAAGGUUUUUCCUCAGGAUGAAAGAGCAGGGAGGCGAUGCCACUGAUCCACCUCUAUGCAUAUCCGACUCCAACCGCCUGUUCAGCCUGGAGUCCUUGAAGGCCGUCUGGCACGGCCAGAAACUGGACUUUCUGAAAGCGGCACAUCUCGGAGGCAGAGCGCCCAACACCGAAGUUGUUUGGCUGGAGGACCAGCGGCGCACCCGGAUCCUGGAUUGCGCACAGGGCGACAGAGCGCUCAUCCUCAACUUCGGCAGCUGCACCUGACCGCCGUUCAUGGCGCGCCUGAGGGCUUUCCAGGAGGUCGCGCAACAGAACGCGGAUAUAGCGGACACCGUGGUGGUUUAUAUCGAGGAAGCGCAUCCAUCAGACGGCUGGACGAGCACUGACGCUCCUUAUCAGAUCCCGAAGCAUCGGUGUCUGGAGGAGAGGCUGAGCGCAGCGCACCUGAUCCACCUGGAGGUGCCCGGCUGCCUGGUAGUGGCGGACAACAUGCAGAACACCUCCAGCGCAGCAUAUGGGGCUUAUUUUAACAGACUCUACAUAGUGCAGGCUGGGAAAGUGGUCUACCAAGGCGGCAGGGGACCUGAAGGGUACCGGAUCUCAGAGCUCAGAGACUGGCUCGACCAACAUAGAAAAGAGCUGGAAAAAACGGACAGAAAUCUGACUUUUAACGUGUAGAUUUAACUCCACUAUUUUUAUGCCAUUGAUUAUUGAAGCAUAUUUAUUUUUUAUUUUUUCACAAUGUUGGAUUAAAAUGCUUUAUUCCAAUUUUACUCAUAUAAUAUGACAGGACUGUGGCACUGUGAGUGUUAAACAGUUAAUUCCUCCUUAUAGACCUUGGAGACCCGGAGAGGCGCGCUUCACUCUGCUCCUCAGUAUUAUUGUGAAGUCCGGUUUUUAAAUGGCUCCAGUCCAGGGAACCGGUGCUGAUGUUUUAUACUGAAGAGACUACAGAGAAGAAGCGGCUCCUGCUCUAUGUCUUGCAUGCUUAUAUGUCUAAAAGCUUUUAUUUUAUGGAUAUAUUUUCCAAACAAUAUUUUUUUAACUAUUGUAUGGGAUGAACUUAAUAUUUUAAUUUCGUGUUGCUUGCAGAAGACUUUCUUGUAUUCACCAUCAUUUGGUAUUAUUACAGAGAGUAGGGGAUCCAUUGUCCUUUAAAAUAAAGCACACGUCACCUUUUGUUGAUUUUGCUUUAAAAUACCUUUUCCAUGAUAGAGUUGCUGAUGUAGUGGGAUUUAAAAAACGUGAAAUUCUUUUACCUCUUGCAAAGAUAUUCAAAAAAGAUGGACAAAUAGUGUGAAGAAUAAUUUCAAUGAACUUUUAUUCGAACCAGUUUAUAAUAGGUAAAAAGCAAGGUAGUUCCUUUAACUUAAAAUGUUCCUUUCAGUCAAAUAAGGAUAAAAUGCUGCAUGAUAAUCUUUUCCUAAACACAUAUAUUUGUAUUAAUUUCAAUGAAAUGUUGUCACCAUAGGGAAAACAAUCAAUGAACAUUUCUUUGGUGAAAGAAAGAAAAAGUUGUAUAGAUUUCCAUUUUAAUGUAAAAGCUUAUAAAAUGGAAGCGAUGUUGGAUUAAAGGUGCUAAAAACUAUCUAGAAUGUUGAUUUAGCCCUUAAUGAAAAUGCACCAUAAUGAUCUUGUUUUAUUCAACACUAAAAUCAUGUGCUUUAGAUCUGAAAACUAAUUAAAAUUCAUUCAAAAUCUUUUUUUUAAAUCAAUUUAAUAAUUUGCUUAAUUUAAGAAGCCAGACAAUAAUCCAUCUUACUAUUUCAAUUAACCUAAAGUUAUAUCUAGAAAAACAUAUACAUAGUGAUUUAAUGAACAUUUUAAUGCACAUUUCAUUGCUUGUAACGCCAACACAACUGGAUUACACUAUUUAGAUUUGACAUACUAAUCGGAAUCAAAAAGUAUAAUUUUACAAUGUCAUAGGAAAAAUGUAAAGCCUGAGAUUUAGAUUUUGGAAAACAUACUUCUAGCAAAAGUGUAAAUGAAAAAGAUUACUGAAAAUAUAUCAACUUUAUAGGCUAUCAUAUUUUGUGCCCAGGAGCAGCUAUAUGUCUAGAGGCGCCCCUGUUCUCAACUAUUAUUUAAACUGUGUUGUGUUUACAUAAUUAGCUCUGUGGUUAAUAACACAGUGGAUUGCAGCUUACCUUUGGCUCACAGAGGUCCUUUCAGAACCCUAUAUACAUUAAUGAUAUAAUGCUGGAGUUAUAUUUCUGCCUUAUAAACAUUUGUGUCUAUGCGUAUCCACCCCACAGCAGGGGCAUCAUUGGGAAAG
This is a messenger RNA of Cyprinodon variegatus (sheepshead minnow), 2431 nucleotides long. It is a transcript of the gene dio3a, whose product is annotated as deiodinase, iodothyronine, type III. NCBI's taxonomy places the organism in Eukaryota, Metazoa, Chordata, Actinopteri, Cyprinodontiformes, Cyprinodontidae. The transcript has a single exon. Gene Ontology annotation, molecular function: thyroxine 5'-deiodinase activity. The record is from RefSeq and is a predicted model, not a curated record.